AUGCUCCCAACUAUCACUCAAGAUUCGCCCCUUGCGGCAGCCGUGGCCGGUGCCAUUCAACCCAAGUUGAUAGAGAUGGGCUGGAGUACCGAUGACGGUCAAGAAUCAGCCCUUAUUGAAUACAUCGUUCUUAUGUUGGUCAACGGCAAGACUCAAGAGCAAAUUGCGACUGAGCUUUCUAAUGAUUUCCUUGGUCUUGAGGAGGGAGAUACACAAGCUUUGGAGUUUUCUAAGUGGCUCUUCGGACAAGUGGAAAUUCUUCACGCCCAAAUUAAUGGAGGACCAGCUGAGAGCACUCCCAAAGUUCCUGCAGUUUUCAUGCACCAUGAUGGUGCAAACGACUCUCCAUUUGGCACAAAUGGGCAAGACUCGGAGAUGGGCGAGGCUGGUGAUGUCAUCCCAACAGGACCGAAAGCGAUGCGCAAUGGCAAUGGACAAACCGGUCGAGGUGGUCGAGGGUAUUUACUCAGCCAAAUCAACCGAAACAUGGAUCGUGGAAAUGACAACCCUCUCCAUCGAGUGCGAGGACAGCAAGGAAAUGGUCGCAUUGGCGGUAUCGGCCGUGAUAAGAUGAAUCGUGGAGGACGCGGAGGCCGUGGAGGUCGGAACAUGCCAGGAAUGGGAAUGCAGGGCAACAUGGGUGGCGGUCCCAUAGUGCAAAUGAGCCCUGAGAAUCAGAUGCAGAUUAUGACUAUGCUGGAGGAACAGGCACGCAUGAUGUCGCAACUUAUGCCCGGUUUCGUCCCCGCUGUCAACCCAGCUUUCCAAACUGGUCAGCAGAACGGUCGCUCACUUUUCGAUCGCGUCGAGCGCCAGGGUCAACGCGGUGGAGAACGUGGAGGACGUUUUAAUAAACGAGGCCAAAACCAACGACCCCAAGAUUCAACUACUGCUGAAGCAAGCGUUGAUGCCGAGAUGGGUGGUGAACAGAAUGAGGGCAACACCAACAGUGUUUGCCACUUCAACCUUCGAUGCACUCGCAUGGACUGUCCAUUCGCACAUCAAUCUCCCGCUGCCCCCGAAGGCACCUCGGUCGAUGUCUCUGAUACUUGUUCAUUCGGUGCGGCUUGUAAAAAUACGAAAUGCACUGGUCGUCACCCAUCGCCUUUCGUUAAAUCUGCCCACCAGGCUGAGGAAAUGUGCAGAUUUUUCCCUCAUUGCACUAACCCCAACUGCCAAUUUAAGCAUCCCAGCAUGCCUCUUUGCCGCAACGGUGCUGAUUGCAAACUCGAAGGCUGCAAGUUUACCCAUCUGCAAACAUCUUGCAAAUUUAAUCCUUGCAUGAACCCUAGCUGCCCAUACAAACAUGCCGAGGGCCAGCGAGGCGCCUUCCCCGGCAAAGUAUGGACCCCCAAGUCCGCAGUCCGUACUGCCGAGCGCAAGUUUGUCGACGACGAGGAAAUGGAAGAGCUCGUCAAACCUGAGACCACCGCCGCUGAGGGCUCCCAGGGCAGCCAUGAUAUUACAGUAUGA
Molecule: messenger RNA, 1473 nt
Organism: Penicillium taxi
Lineage: Eukaryota; Fungi; Ascomycota; Eurotiomycetes; Eurotiales; Aspergillaceae
Product: mRNA-binding protein NAB2
Exons: 2
Coding region: 1-1473 (490 amino acids)
Biological process (GO): regulation of mRNA stability
Cellular component (GO): nucleus; cytoplasm
Molecular function (GO): poly(A) binding
Source: RefSeq, a predicted model, not a curated record